This is a messenger RNA of Castor canadensis (American beaver), 2694 nucleotides long. RefSeq names its product signal recognition particle 68 (gene Srp68). Gene Ontology annotation, cellular component: signal recognition particle, endoplasmic reticulum targeting. The record is from RefSeq and is a predicted model, not a curated record. Gene Ontology annotation, biological process: SRP-dependent cotranslational protein targeting to membrane. Gene Ontology annotation, molecular function: 7S RNA binding; endoplasmic reticulum signal sequence receptor activity; signal recognition particle binding. NCBI's taxonomy places the organism in Eukaryota, Metazoa, Chordata, Mammalia, Rodentia, Castoridae.
AAAUGAUUGUGAGUAGUGUCAUGUUUUUAGUUUUGGCAUCAUAGAUGACGUCAUAGCAAGAAUUUGAGGGCGGUAACAGGAAUAGAAUAGGUUAAGGAGGCUGAGAGAUAGGCAGAAAGCAACCAUGGAGUUAAAGAGGCUUUACUAUCAAGGAAACAGAAAUAUGGAGAGGUGUCUAGGUACAAGUGUGAAGUUAAAGCAAAGAUUUUUCUAAAAGAUUAUUCUGAGCGUGUGCAUGGUAUAAACAAAAAGAGUUUAUACUGUAUAGACUCCUUGGUAACUUCUGUUUUACACCCAAUGAUAUAACAUGGCUGCCAGUUACACUGAUGUUUCUUAAUUUGUCGAACUCCCUUAUUGGAGGACGUGGUGGGUUUUUGUCUUUAUCCUCUUUUCUUUUGCUUAGGUUAGCUCCUAAUUACUGUGCUUACGUCAGUGGAUUUGGGACCAGCAGUUGCUUUACAGGAAUGUGCUGCUUGGGGCUACUGUUCCCGCAGACAAAGACGUCUUCGAAAAACACUCAAUUUUAAGAUGGGGAACAGACAUAAGUUCACCGGGAAAAAAGUAACCGAAGAUCUUCUCACUGAUAAUAGAUAUUUGCUGCUGGUUCUGAUGGAUGCUGAAAGGGCCUGGAGCUACGCCAUGCAGCUCAAACAGGAAGCCAACACUGAACCUCGAAAACGGUUUCACUUGCUAUCUCGCCUUCGCAAAGCUGUGAAGCAUGCAGAAGAAUUGGAACGCUUGUGUGAGAGCAAUCGUGUGGAUGCCAAGACCAAGUUAGAGGCUCAGGCUUACACGGCUUACCUCUCAGGAAUGCUGCGCUUUGAACAUCAAGAGUGGAAAGCUGCCAUUGAGGCUUUUAACAAAUGCAAAACUAUCUAUGAGAAGCUUGCCAGUGCUUUCACAGAGGAGCAGGCUGUUCUGUAUAACCAGCGUGUGGAAGAGAUCUCACCCAACAUCCGCUACUGUGCAUAUAAUAUUGGGGACCAGUCAGCUAUCAAUGAACUCAUGCAGAUGAGAUUGAGAUCUGGGGGUACCGAGGGUCUCCUUGCUGAAAAACUGGAGGCCUUGAUCACUCAGACUCGAGCCAAGCAGGCAGCCACCAUGAGUGAAGUGGAAUGGAGAGGGCGAACCGUGCCAGUGAAGAUCGACAAAGUGAGGAUCUUCUUAUUGGGAUUGGCUGAUAACGAAGCAGCCAUUGCCCAGGCUGAAAGCGAAGAAACCAAGGAGCGCCUGUUUGAAUCCAUGCUCAGCGAGUGUCGGGAUGCCAUCCAGGCUGUUCGGGAAGAGCUCAAACCUGAUCAGAAACAGAGAGAUUUCACCCUUGAAGGGGAGUCAGGGAAGGUAUCUAAUCUCCAAUACCUGCACAGCUACCUGACCUACAUCAAGCUUUCAACGGCAAUCAGGCGUAAUGAGAACAUGGCUAAAGGCUUGCAGAAGGCUCUGCUGCAGCAGCAGCCAGAAGAUGACAGCAAGCGCACUCCUCGACCCCAGGACCUGAUUCGGCUCUAUGACAUCAUUCUGCAGAAUCUGGUGGAAUUGCUGCAGCUCCCUGGCUUAGAAGAGGACAGAGCUUUCCAAAAAGAAAUAGGCCUCAAGACCCUGGUGUUCAAAGCUUACAGGUGUUUUUUCAUUGCUCAGUCCUACGUGUUGGUAAAGAAGUGGAGUGAAGCCCUUGUCCUAUACGAUAGAGUCCUGAAAUAUGCAAAUGAAGUAAAUUCUGAUGCUGGAGCCUUCAAGAACAGCCUGCAGGACCUGCCUGACGUGCAAGACCUCAUCACUCAAGUGCGGUCAGAGAAGUGCUCACUGCAGGCUGCAGCCAUCCUGGAUGCAAAUGACUCUCAUCAAACAGAGAGUUCCUCCCAAGUCAAGGACUCUAAGCCUCUGGUCGAACGGUUUGAGACCUUCUGCCUGGACCCCUCCCUGGUCACCAAGCAAGCCAACCUUGUGCACUUCCCACCAGGAUUCCAGCCCAUCCCUUGCAAGCCUUUGUUCUUCGACCUGGCCCUUAAUCAUGUGGCUUUCCCACCCCUCGAGGACAAGUUGGAGCAGAAGACCAAGAGUGGUCUCACCGGAUACAUCAAGGGCAUCUUUGGAUUCAGGAGCUAACCAGGCUCUUCCUGGGGGCAGGGGAGAUUCUGACUCUUCAUCUAUAUUGUGAGAAUAUCCCAGCAAGUUCCGUGACAUUAAAUCCAGGUCUGCAUUGGCCCAGGGCAGAGCUCAGCACCCUCAGCCCUGGGUCCCUACAUCUCAUGUGUUUGUGCACUUACAUUCUUAACCCAUGUGUGGAAAGAGCACCCUGUUGUUUUCUGGGCCCUAUGUCAGGGUCAUUCUGUUUCCUGUACCUCCCAGGGACCACUGCUGUCUGGGCAUGAGCUGGGAUUACCUUUGGUCUGUAAUGUGUUCAGGGGUUCCACAUCAGGCUUAGGGUGGGGCUUAGAAUGUUUGUCAUGUGUCCUCAGUACCAUGGAUUUGAAAUGAACUCUUCCUUGCUAUGAGCGUCCAGAAUCCCUUGAAGUUUAUCCACGGCUAUGAAACAUUGGCACUGUUACCCCAGAGUUGCAGUCAGCCUUAUCCCCAUCACCUCCAGGUGAACGUUAAGUUUCAGAACAAGCAGAGAGCUCUAUUUUUAGAAGAAAUAUGUUACACUCAGAAAUGAUGAAACCAAAUCUUAUAUUAAAAGGUAAAGAUGAUGGA